UCUUAUGCCGUCCGUACUAUUAUCUCAGGAUGGGAUCCUGAAUUUAAUGCGAUUACUGGUCUUAAUGGGUCUGGAAAGUCAAACAUUUUGGAUGCGAUCUGUUUCGUAUUGGGUAUUACAAACUUAAGCCAGGUGGGUGGUAAACACAUUGAUAACAAUUUUCAAUAUUUGAUCUAUAAACGUGGUCAAACCGGGGUUAAUAAGGCUUCAGUUACUAUCGUUUUUAAUAAUGAAGAUAGAGAAAAUAGUCCUAUCAUUUUGGGCGGCCAAAGCAAAUACAUCGUCAACGGCCAUCGGGCCCAACAAAAUGUGGUUCAAAACUUAUUCCAAUCAGUUCAACUCAAUAUUAAUAAUCCUCAUUUUUUGAUCAUGCAAGGGAAAAUAACCAAAGUUCUUAAUAUGAAGCCUCCAGAAAUUUUAGCAAUGAUCGAAGAAGCUGCAGGGACGCGUAUGUUUGAAGAGAGAAAAGAAAAAGCGCUGAAGACAAUUGCAAAGAAAGAAAAAAAACUCGAAGAAAUUACAGAGGCGAAAGAAAUUGGGCCAAAGUUAGAUAAAUUAAGAACAGAGAAAAGAUCAUAUUUAGAAUUUCAGAAAACAGAAUCCGAUAUUGAACGACUGACGCGAUUGGUUGUUGCAUACGAAUAUACAAAACAUCAGGAAAAACUCGAUAGAUCAGGCGCCGAUUUCGAAGCAAAAAAAGUUAAAGUUCAAGAAUUACUGGAAUUUAAUGAAAAAUUAAAAGACGAAAUCGCAUAUCUAGAAGAAGAUAUUAGGCAAACGACCUUAAAUAAAGAAAAGGCAAAAAAUAGCAUAACAGAAUAUUCCAAUCAAAUAGUUAGAAUUAAUACAAAAUGCGAACUUAAUAAAACGUCUAUUACAGAAGAAAGAAAAAACAAGGACACACUGUUGUCUGUAAAAGCUGAGAAAAGGAGGAAUUAUGAAAAAUUACAAGUAAAAUUUGAUCAAAUAAAAAAAACUCACGAUGAGAAAAGUGAAAAAGUUCGAAAAGCAGAAGAACUCUUACAAACAUUGUCUACAGGAGUUUCAGCACAAGAGGGACAUGAGAAUGGGUAUAUGGAACAACUUCAAGAGGCGAAAAAUAAUGCUACUCAAGCGAAGACUGAAUUAGAGCAAGCAAAAUUAAAAAUAUCUCAUCUCGAAAAAGAGUUAAAAGAAAAGGAGCCACAGGCUCAAAAGGCACAAAAAGAUGGCAGAGAACUACUUAGUUCCUUAGAGUCUGCCAAAAAAACAGCACAAGACUUGAAUGAUCUGUUAAAAAAGAAGCUAAUCGAAGAGAAAACCAUUCAAGACAUUACAGAAAAAUGUGAAUCUCUGUCUUCACAAUUGUCGAAUUUAGAAUUCAUUUAUUCUAAACCGACACCAGAUUUCGAUCGAAGUACAGUUAAAGGUCUAAUCGCGGAGUUGAUUAGCGUUGACCCUAAAUAUGCAAAUUGUUCUACCGCUUUGGAAAUUUGUGCAGGAGGAAGAUUAUACAAU
Messenger RNA from Racocetra fulgida, 1497 nucleotides. The record is from the annotation of a GenBank genome assembly. NCBI's taxonomy places the organism in Eukaryota, Fungi, Glomeromycota, Glomeromycetes, Diversisporales, Gigasporaceae.